This is a messenger RNA of Colletotrichum graminicola M1.001, 1302 nucleotides long. Its product is annotated as ferrochelatase. Gene Ontology annotation, molecular function: protoporphyrin ferrochelatase activity. The transcript is spliced from 2 exons. The coding region runs from base 1 to 1302 and encodes 433 amino acids. The record is from RefSeq and is a predicted model, not a curated record. NCBI's taxonomy places the organism in Eukaryota, Fungi, Ascomycota, Sordariomycetes, Glomerellales, Glomerellaceae. Gene Ontology annotation, biological process: heme biosynthetic process.
AUGGCUUUCAAAUAUCCAACGGGUCGGCUUUCCCGGAGCUUAUCCAAGGCGACACCCUUGACGCGCCAUGCCUCGUCACCCUUCGCCCUGGCGUCGCCUCAAUCCAGGUUGUUGGCGACUGUUCCCCCUGUGACGCAAAACUCUGUCGGAUCCAAGGGCCCAACAGCCAUGGUUUUUAUGAACAUGGGCGGUCCCUCGACAACAGGCGAAGUGGGAGACUUCUUGAGCCGGCUUUUUGCAGAUGGCGAUUUGAUUCCUCUCGGUCGCUUCCAGAACUAUCUCGGCCCUUUCAUAUCCAAGCGAAGAACCCCCAAGAUCGAGAAACAGUACGCCGAAAUAGGUGGCGGCUCACCCAUCCGCAAAUGGACCGAGUACCAGAAUGCAGAGAUGUGCCAGAUCCUGGACGAAAUCUCGCCCGAAACCGCACCUCAUAAGCCGUAUACUGCGUUUCGCUAUGCCGACCCGUUGACUGAAGAGAUGUACAACCAGUUGCUGGCAGACGGUUUUGGAAACGGAAAGGGCGGAAGAGCAGUUGCCUUCACACAAUACCCCCAAUACUCAUGCUCAACGACCGGAAGCAGCCUUAACGAGCUAUGGAAGUGGAGGCAACGACUGGAAGGCAAGGCAGUAGGAGAGACGACGCCGGGUGACGGUACAAUUUCUUGGAGUGUCAUUGACCGAUGGCCUGUCCAUCCUGGUCUGAUUGAGGCAUUUGCGCAAAACAUUGAGGCCAAGCUGUUGGAAUACCCCGAGGAGAGGCGCAAGGACGUCGUGCUGCUGUUCUCUGCCCACAGUUUGCCCAUGUCGGUUGUCAACAGAGGCGACCCGUACCCCGCCGAAGUCGCCGCGACAGUCUACGCCGUCAUGCAGCGCCUCAAGUUUUCGAACCGUUACCGUCUUUGCUGGCAAUCUCAGGUCGGUCCUUCGGCCUGGCUUGGACCGCAGACUUCCGACUCGGUUGAGCACUAUGUUCAAAAGGGGCAGAAGGAUCUGGUUCUGAUCCCUAUUGCGUUCACCUCGGACCAUAUUGAGACCUUAUACGAGCUGGAUCUCGAAGUCAUUGGGGACUCUGGAUCGCCGGAGACCGUUAAGCGAGUCGAAAGCUUGAACGGAAGUCCAAUCUUUAUCAAGGCUCUUGCAGACAUCGCCAAAGCUCACCUUGACAGCGGCGUUGCCUGCUCGCAACAAAUGGAGCUGCGCUGCCCUGGCUGCACGAGCGAGCGCUGCCUGCAGUCGAAGAAAUUCUUUGCCGGACAGCAGACGAAGCUUUCCUCGGCGCAGGAGAGAAUCCUCUCGCAAUGA